AUGGAUCAAAAGAAAAAUAAAACAACUAGUCUCUUUUCUACGGGCUCUCCUUUUAUUGAACAAACAAAAUUUGGUGUAAGGUUGAGUCCUUCCUAUAACACUAGAUGGUCAGCACCAUCGGACAUUCUUUUUCAAAAAUUUCAUGGAAAUAUUAAUGUUCCUAAGAAAAUGGAUGAUAUAAUUCAAUCUCUUUCUGAGUUAGAUGCGAAGCUUACGGAGCUUUCAAAACUGGUAUUACCGAUUGGGCUUCAGACAGGAAGUGCGAUUAACCUAGAGGAAAUUCAAGGGCUUUUCAGAAAUGAUUGGGUAUUGAAUGACCCAAAGUAUUUAAAAUUCAAAGCCUUUGUUGAGAAUCUGAAACAGGGUCUCUUAACUCUUCAGCACAACAAGCAAGGUACUUUGAAGGAAUUAUAUGAAAACAAUACAUCAACAUUUAUGGCCUCCAAUCAGUGCACAGCAAGAGAUUCUGAAAUUGAUCAGCUUCAAUCAGGAUCGCCAAAACGCCGGUCGUUUACCUUGCUGGACGUCAAUGAUUUGGCUACUGCAACUUAUUUACUUAGCCAGCUUUUGUUGGAAUACGGUCAUUUAAGUAACUGGAACCAUUCUAGAGAUGCCAUGGUGUUUGAAUCUAUGUCAUCUUUCGCCAGAGAAAUUGAUAAAUUUCGUAAAUCUAUCAACUAUAGCAUCAUUCACACGAAGGAAAGAUAUCUAACUCUGGAAGUCGAAAAUUCUCAAAGGAGUAAAGAAAUGAAUGUUGUUAAAGAAUCUCUUCUUCAGAAUGAAAAAACGCUUGCUGCCAAAGAAAAAAGAUUAAAGGAUCGUCAACUUGAGAUGCGGGCUCUUCAGCGAAAGAUUGAGAGCUUAAGAAGCUUAAACUGGGGCCUAACUGCUAGGGUGAACCAACUGACGAAAGAAUCCCAAGAACAUCAACAGUCUUCCGAAGUUCUUCUGAGAAACUACGAUACUCUAAAAGAAGAAUCAAAUCAGCAAUUAAAGGACAAGGAAAUAGAGAGCAUGAAAUUGACAGAGCUGGAAGCCUUGGUAAGGAGUUUAGAAGACGAGAAAGCAAGCAAUUUAAAAGAGGAGAAUGAGCUUCGAGAGACAAUAAUUCAACAAGAGAAGGAUAUGCAACAGCUAAAGAACUCACUUAACUAUGAAAAGGAUUCGAAAGCGUGUUUAGCUAUGCAGUUAGAACAACUUCAUUUACAAAUUUCCCAACUAAACAAAGAUAUUAGCCUUAAAAACGACGAUCUUUCAACUGCGAAUAUGUCUUUGAAAUCAAAAAAUCGCGAUAUUGAUGGUAUAAAGGAAGAACUGACCAAGCAAAAAGCUGACUAUAUUUUUCAAGUAAAUGCAAAUAAGCAAAGAUAUGAUCUCCUGCAUGAAAGUUUCCAAAAGGAAAGUCAGGAGAAGGCUGACCUGGAUCUUCAGAACCAGUCUUUGCAUAAUGAAAUUAUUCUUCUUCAAACUGAAAUUGAACAGCGCGACUUUGAAAUUUCAAAAUUGAAUGAGCUAUUGAAUAGGGAUGAAACACGAAGGGAUGAAACCAAUGAGAAACUAAACCGCAUGUGUCGAGAAAAAACUGAUUUAGUAUCUAAAUUGCAACUCCAGAAACAUACCUACGAACUUCAUAAGGAGAAGUAUGAAAAAGUCUUAAGAGAUCUGAAUAAUAAAACUCAAGCUGAAAUUGAAUUUAAAAAAGAAAAGAGCCGUUUGGUCUCCGAAUUGGCUUGGAUUAAAUCAGAGAAGGAAACAAUGACUUCCGAAAUUGCUGAGAGUACGAAGAAGUUAGGAAGGUUCCAGGAGCAAACUAAGGAACUCGAAAUUGAGCUUUCAAAGUUGCAGUCCAACCAUCAGGAAGUACUCUUUAAGUAUAAUACACUAAUGAAUUCAUCAGAGGCAAUGAAAGAACAAAUCAAGGAUCAGUCAGUGUUUCAAAGAGAAAUUGAGAAUUUUAACCAGCAAAAAGACACCCUUCAACGAUUUUUACUUUUUUCAGCUCAAUGCUUUGAAUUGGAUACCAAUGCGGAUGUGAAUGAGUUUUUCAGAGAUCUCAAAUCUGGCAUGAAAUGUUUCCAGUUACUAUUUAACAUGUAUAAAAGGUUAUGUAAACAAUGUGAUCUUCCUUUUAUAAUGAGUACCAAGCAGUUGAACGAGAAAGAAUUGACUAAAGACAUACGGAUGUUGUCAGCAAAAGUUAGCACUUUACGGGAGUUGUAUGUUCAAAAAUCCAAAGAAGUAAAGAAAUAUGAUCUAGCGCUAAAAGCUUUCAUUGAUGAAAAGGCCUUGUUGGCUAACAAUGCAACUACAAGCAUGGAGUCUCCAUUACAAGGAAUGGAAAAUAAAAUCACAAAUCAUGAAAGUCGAGUAAGUCAGUUGAUUAAAAGCUUUGAUACCCCUCGAACUUCCCCUAUCAAACAGUCCUCGUUAGAAUCGAUGCUUAAAUCACCUCCAUCGUAUGAAGAAUCAACAAAAGCUCAAAUUGAGCAGUCCUCAAAGGACCUUAGACGGGGUUCUGUCGCAAUUAAUCAGACAUUAUUGAGGGAAAACAAGUUUUUGAGGAUUUUGGUUGAUCGCCUUAAUAAACUUACCGGAAACACUCCAUAUGCUGAUACAGAAAUGCAUACGGGAGUUGAAUGUUUGACAUAUAAAUCACUGGAAGCAGCCUUCGAAACACUUUCCGAUAGUAAACGAUCCCUCCUAGUUGAUUUGGCGGAAACAAAAAACCAACUGCAAGAAGUAAACAAAAGGUAUCGAGAUUUAAGCCUAGUUUUAGACGAUGAAUUUCCUCCCAAAGUGGAACGCAUCCUGGAUAACUUCUCUCCACAUGGUGAGCAAAUCAGCAGUGAAAUUCUAGUUCGAAAGUGUCAAGAACAGCUUUUAGAAGAGCUACGCAACGUUCGUAGCUUGGAGAAGUUGUUAACUGAAGAAAGAUUAAAAUCUAAUGAACUUUCUAUUCACCUGCAAAGGCAACACGAAGAAUUAGAAGUCUAUAAAUGUAAAGGAAAGGUGGAGUAG
This is a messenger RNA of Schizosaccharomyces cryophilus OY26, 3018 nucleotides long. RefSeq lists its product as uncharacterized. Bases 1 to 3018 code for a protein of 1005 amino acids. NCBI's taxonomy places the organism in Eukaryota, Fungi, Ascomycota, Schizosaccharomycetes, Schizosaccharomycetales, Schizosaccharomycetaceae. The transcript has a single exon. The record is from RefSeq and is a predicted model, not a curated record.